AUGCUGGUGAUCCUGCUGAACUGUGUCACCCUGGGGAUGUUCCAACCCUGUGAGGACCACACCUGUGAGUCAGAACGAUGCAAGAUCCUGGAGGAUUUUGAUGACUUUAUCUUUGCGUUCUUUGCGGUGGAGAUGGUCAUCAAGAUGGUGGCGCUGGGCAUCUUCGGCAAGAAGUGUUAUCUAGGAGACACCUGGAACAGACUCGACUUCUUCAUCGUGCUGGCCGGGAUGCUGGAGUAUUCUCUGAACCUGCAGAAUGUCAGUUUCUCGGCAGUGAGAACAGUUCGAGUUCUGAGACCCCUCCGAGCCAUCAACAGAGUGCCUAGUAUGCGUAUCCUGGUGACCCUGCUCUUGGACACCCUGCCCAUGCUGGGGAACGUCCUGCUGCUCUGUUUCUUCGUCUUCUUCAUCUUCGGCAUCGUGGGUGUUCAGCUGUGGGCGGGGCUACUGAGGAACCGCUGCUUCCUGCCCGAGAACUUCUCACUUCCUCUGUCCAUUGAACUAGAGACCUACUACCACACAGAGAACGAUGACGAGAGUCCCUUCAUCUGCUCCAUGCCCAGGGAGAACGGAAUGCGCCUGUGUUCCUCUGUGCCCACCCUGUAUGAGGAGGGAGGUCUCCAGUGUCAGAUGGACAUGAAGUCCUACAACAGCACAGACAACACCACCUGUAUCAACUGGAACCAGUACUACAGUAACUGCUCGGCGGGACACGUCAACCCCUUCAAAGGAGCCAUCAACUUUGAUAACAUCUGCUACGCCUGGAUCGCCAUCUUUCAGGUGAUCACUCUGGAGGGAUGGGUGGACAUCAUGUACUUUGUGAUGGAUUCUCACUCCUUCUACAACUUCAUCUACUUCAUCCUCCUCAUCAUCAUUGGAUCUUUCUUCAUGAUCAACCUGUGUCUGGUCGUCAUCGCCACCCAGUUCAGUGAGACCAAGCAGAGGGAGAGCCAGCUGAUGAGGGAACAGCGCAUCCGUUUCCUGUCCAAUGCUAGUACCCUGGCCUCCUUCUCUGAGCCGGGCUCCUGCUACGAUGAGCUGCUCAAACUCCUGGUCCACGUCAUCCACAAGGGGUUCAGGCAGGUGGCCCAUGUCUGCCGGGCCAUGAUGCGCCGUGCGGGGAUGAACAUUGCAGCCUCUCCUCCUGCCCUGGAGAGAGAGAGGGAACGGGGGAGCCAGAGAAAGAGGAGGAAGACUUCGAGACAGGGCUCUGUGGUCUCCACAAAGGGGGCUAUGUCCGUUCAUUACUUGGUUCACCAACAUCACCAUCAUCAUUAUCACUAUCACUUAGUGAACGGGAGUGUGAGAGGAAGACUAGGGGGGAGAGGGGUGGCGGAGGUCGGGGGAGGAGGGGGAGAAGUGGAGAGGGGUUCCCAUAGCAACAACGUGGGUACUGGACGUCUCAUGUUGGGUCCUCUUCCGUUGCCGACCUCUGACCAGAACUUGGCAAACCCGGUGUCACCGGCCAAUCCCGCUCUGGGAACCGGCAGUGGCAACUCGUCAUCAGUGCGGAGUACGUUACACACAGACUGUCACCUGGAGCCCAGCACCCCCACACUCCUCGCCCCCACCCCCUUCUCCCUGGCCCCUACGCCCCUGUCCAGGCCUAUGAAGAGGAACUCGGUGCCGUUCGCCGGUCCCAGACCUAAAAACUACCCCACCCUACAGCCCAGCACGCUAAUGGAGUUUAGAAGUGGCAGUGUUACAACUAAUACCAUGAGUAAUAUAAACCUCAAUAUGCCCUCUCUACCCCUGGAGAGAGGACCACCAAGUGUGUUAGACACACACACACCCACAGCCCAGCUCUCACCACAUGACCCGAGUGCCAUCGGAACCCUGGACCCCUCGUUCACCUUUGACCCUGAGUCGUGCCCCUACUGUGUCAAGGCUCUGUCCGGGGAGUCAGAAGGCACAGACGGAAACGAGACCCCGGGGGAAUCAGACAGCGAGGGCGUCUACGAGUUCACCCAGGACCUCCACCACAGGGACCGCAGGGACCGUCGGGACAGCCGCCAGCCCAGGAAGAGGCAGCGAAAGCUGGGUACCACGGUUAGGAGAGUGGUCCGGGCCUGGAGGCUGGUGUGUGAUACAUUUAGGAAGAUAGUGGACAGCAAGUAUUUUGGAAGAGGAAUCAUGAUCGCCAUUCUGAUUAAUACAAUGAGUAUGGGGAUUGAGUAUCAUGAACAGCCUGAUGAGCUGACCAAUGCUUUGGAGAUCAGUAACAUAGUGUUCACCAGUCUAUUUGCCUUGGAGAUGUUACUCAAGGUGCUGGUGUAUGGCCCGUUUGGUUACAUCAAAAACCCUUACAACAUAUUCGACGGAGUCAUAGUGGUCAUCAGUGUAUGGGAGAUCGUGGGCCAGCAGGGCGGUGGUCUGUCUGUGUUGCGUACCUUCAGACUGAUGCGCGUGUUGAAGCUGGUGCGCUUCAUGCCUGCUCUGCAGAGGCAGCUGGUGGUGCUGAUGAAGACCAUGGACAACGUGGCCACCUUCUGUAUGCUACUCAUGCUCUUCAUCUUCAUCUUCAGUAUACUGGGCAUGCAUCUGUUUGGCUGUAAGUUUGGAUCAGAGAGAGAUGGAGACACUCUACCAGAUAGGAAGAACUUUGACACUCUGCUCUGGGCCAUCGUCACCGUGUUUCAGAUCCUAACUCAGGAGGACUGGAACAAGGUUCUCUAUAAUGGUAUGGCCUCCACCACUCCUGUGGCCGCUCUCUACUUCAUCGCCCUCAUGACCUUUGGGAACUACGUCCUCUUCAACCUUCUGGUGGCCAUUUUGGUCGAGGGCUUCCAGACUGAGGGAGAAGACUCCAAGUCAGUGUCAGAGGCUGAUUUAUCAUCGAGGAGUAUGGAGGACAUGAACAGCAGUGGAAAGGAUGCGUCUGGCUCCCCGGUCCCUAUAAAUGGUCAUGUUGACCUGAAGACCAGUCUGACCCCUCCUCUGAUCACCCACACUGCUGCCACCCCCAUGCCCGUUCCCAAGCUGCCCGCCGUGGUUGACCCUGCUCUGGGCUAUGAGUCCCAACGCGGCAGCAACGUCUCCAUGGACCGAGCCUGCUACGACAAGUCUCCGACCAGUGCCCGUAGCACCUCCCCUUACGCCCCGUGGAGCUCCGCCUCUGGCUGGACCAGCCGUAGAUCAAGCUGGAACAGCGUAGGCCGUGCUCCUUCGCUCAAACGAACAAAGCGUCAGUCUGGUGAACGACGGUCGCUCCUCUCCGGAGAGGGUGGGUCCAGUUCGGAGGAUGAUGAGGGGGGAGGAGGGGGGACAUCGGAGGGAGAUGAUGUGUCCCUGUGUCGUAUCGACUCCAUGUCCCAGUCCCAACACCAACACAGGAGGAUGGAGUCUGCGGAGACCAGGGGGUCCAUAGACCUGGCCCCUGACAUACUGCUACAGGUGCCCUUCCUGUAUCGCUCAGCCAGUAUACACAGCUCCAGACCCCCCUCUCUAGGAGGCCUGAGAGCCCCAGAACGCAGUGACUGUAACGGGAAAGGCACUCCGGCCCCUGGGGGGGCCCUGGCCCAGACACAGCUCUCCCUCGAGGACAACACAGAGGACGAAGCGGUAGAGGAGGAGGUUGUGGGUCGUGUCGCCAGGCUGUCACGCUGGCUGGAGAGGAAACAGCCAGAGUGGUGUCGAAAAAGAGAUACCUGGUCCCUUUACAUAUUGUCCCCAGACUCCAGGUUUCGAAUGGCGUGCAACAAGAUAAUAUCCCACAAGAUGUUUGACCACAUCGUUCUGGUCAUCAUCUUCCUCAACUGCAUCACCAUCGCCAUGGAGAGGCCUAGAAUAGAGGCAUAUAGCGUGGAGCGCAUCUUCCUCACGUUAUCCAACUACAUAUUCACAGCGAUCUUUGUGGCAGAGAUGACAGUAAAGGUGGCUGCGCUGGGCUGGUUGUUUGGUGAUAAGGCCUACCUGAGGAGUAGCUGGAACCUUCUAGAUGGGUUGCUGGUGAUGAUCUCAGCCAUAGACAUCCUUGUCUCAUUGGUGUCCAACAGCAGCCCCAAGAUACUGGGUAUGCUCCGGGUGCUGCGCCUGCUACGGACACUCAGGCCACUACGUGUGAUCAGCAGGGCCCCAGGUCUGAAGCUGGUAGUGGAGACUCUGAUGUCGUCUCUAAAGCCCAUAGGGAACAUUGUGGUCAUCUGCUGUGCCUUCUUCAUCAUCUUUGGUAUCCUGGGAGUACAGCUCUUCAAGGGGAAGUUCUUUGCGUGUCAGGGGGAGGAUGUGAGAAACGUCACUAACAAGUCAGACUGUAUGAUGGCCAACUACAAGUGGGUCAGACAGCAGUACAACUUUGACAACCUGGCACAGGCUCUGAUGUCUCUGUUCGUGCUGGCCUCUAAGGAUGGUUGGGUUGAUAUCAUGUAUGAUGGAUUAGAUGCAGUGGGUGUCAACCAACAGCCGCAGCUGAACCACAACCCCUGGAUGCUCCUCUACUUCAUCUCCUUCCUGCUCAUCGUCAGCUUCUUCGUGCUCAACAUGUUUGUGGGCGUGGUGGUGGAGAACUUCCACAAGUGUCGUCGCAGCCAGGAGGCCGAGGAGGCCAAGCGCAGGGAGGAGAAGAGACAGAAACGGAUGGAGAAAAAGAGACGGAAAGCUCAGAGUAAGCCUUACUACUCGGAUUACUCCCCCACACGUCUCCUCAUCCACAACAUGUGUACCUCCCAGUAUCUGGAUCUCUUCAUUACCGUCGUCAUCGGACUCAACGUCAUCACUAUGGCGAUGGAACACUACCAGCAGCCCAAGGAGUUGGACGAGGCGCUGAAGAUCUGCAACUACAUCUUCACCCUCAUCUUCGUCCUGGAGUCUGUCUUCAAGCUGGUGGCCUUCGGCUUACGACGCUUCUUCAAGGACAGGUGGAACCAGCUGGAUCUGGCCAUAGUGUUGCUGUCCAUCAUGGGCAUCACUCUGGAGGAGAUUGAGGUCAACGCAUCCCUGCCCAUCAACCCUACUAUCAUCAGGAUCAUGAGAGUACUGAGGAUAGCAAGAGUGCUGAAGCUACUGAAGAUGGCAGUGGGGAUGAGAGCGUUGCUGGACACGGUCAUGCAGGCCCUGCCUCAGGUGGGGAAUCUGGGUCUUCUCUUCAUGCUGCUCUUCUUUAUCUUUGCAGCACUGGGAGUUGAAUUGUUUGGUGACCUCAUUUGUGAUGAGCUGCACCCGUGUGAGGGUUUGGGGCGCUAUGCUACGUUCAAGAACUUUGGCAUGGCCUUCCUACUGCUGUUCAGAGUUUCCACAGGAGACAACUGGAACGGCAUUAUGAAGGACACCCUGAGAGACUGUCAACAGGAGAAUGCAGGCACCUGUUACAACACGGUGGUCUCCCCCAUCUACUUCGUCUCCUUUGUGUUGACAGCCCAGUUUGUCCUGGUCAACGUGGUCAUAGCCGUCCUCAUGAAGCACCUGGAGGAGAGCAACAAAGAGGCCAAGGAGGAGGCAGAGCUGGAGGCUGAACUACAGCUGGAGCUCCAGCAUGGAGGAGGGGGAGGCAGUGGGAGAUCACCCCAGCUAAGCCACCUGGACUUGGGCAUGGAGGUGGGCGGACCUGGUGUCCCCCCCUGGAGGUCUCCAGAGAGGAUCCAGAGGAGUGCCAGCGUGAUGGUGGAUUCUCCCCAAGCAGAUAUCACCUCAAGAGACAUCAGCUCAGGUCCCCUGCUAGUCCUGGAGACACCACUAGAGAUGGAGUUACUCGAUCCUGGGGAGUCGUUGGAGGACAACCUGCUAAGAGUACGGAAGUCAAUGGUGGGCCGCACCCACUCCCUACCCAAUGACAGCUAUAUGUUCCUGUCUCUGAAGCCCUUUGGGUCCCCAGGAGCCAGCCUGGCCCCUGGUUUAGCCUCACAGACACAGACUACAGGACCACAGCACAUACAGACCAUCAACAAGGCCCUGUCAGGCUCAUGUACCUCGCUACGGACCCAACCAGACGACAGACCCAGCAGUCCUCACAGCCUUUCACACUCCCAGAGUAUACACACACUCCCAGAGUAUACACACACUCCCAGAGUAUACACAAACUCAGCCUUUCACACUCCCAGAGUAUACACACACUCCCAGAGUAUACACAAACUCAGCCUUUCACACUCCCAGAGUAUACACACACUCCCAGAGUAUACACACACUCCCAGAGGAUACACACACUCAGCCGCACGCUCCGCAGACAGGUAUCUAAUGACUCAAAGGAGGUCCUGUGUUCUGAUGGAGGUGAGGAGGUAGUCCUCCAUGUUGCUUCCCUCUCCUCCUCAUCUUCCUUGCCCUCCCAUCUUCAUCAGCAGCCUGCUCUCCAGUUGGUCCCUACCACCC
Messenger RNA from Oncorhynchus masou masou (cherry salmon), 6300 nucleotides. Its product is annotated as voltage-dependent T-type calcium channel subunit alpha-1G-like. The coding region runs from base 1 to 6213 and encodes 2070 amino acids. Lineage: Eukaryota; Metazoa; Chordata; Actinopteri; Salmoniformes; Salmonidae. The transcript is spliced from 33 exons. The record is from RefSeq and is a predicted model, not a curated record. Gene Ontology annotation, biological process: membrane depolarization during action potential; positive regulation of calcium ion-dependent exocytosis; calcium ion import. Gene Ontology annotation, cellular component: voltage-gated sodium channel complex; neuron projection; voltage-gated calcium channel complex. Gene Ontology annotation, molecular function: voltage-gated sodium channel activity; low voltage-gated calcium channel activity.